CCAUUACAUUCAAACGAAAAAGUCAAAAAGAAGUGUGAAUUGAUUAUUUGAAACCAGGAGGAGAGAAUGGCCAAUGGGUGAGGCAAGAGAUCUCUAUUUAUUUGGGGGUCGAAUGGCUGCACUUCAGCUAUCCAUAAGGCGAUACAGAGUGGUUGCGGCAAACAAUCCCGAGCAUCUUGACGCCACUAGUCCAGCCAGCUUGACCACGACUUUGCUCAACGAACAUGACACCAAUAUCAACGGAAGAGAGAAUAACAGGUCAUCGCCGAAUAACUUCAAAGUCACAGAACAACAGCGGUGAUAGCCCCUCAUGGCUAGUGGCCCUUUACCCCACCAUCUUGCCAUCAACAAUACGUCCGCAACCGAUGGAGGCCAGAGCUUUGCUGGUAUCAACCUUGGUGGAACUUUAAAUUUUGCCCCCAGCGAGUCUACUUCAAACCUCAACGAUUUACUUCAGAAGACCCUACCCAUUUCCGUGGACGCACCGUUCAGCACACGCAAGCGGGAGCACGAACCAACCUGUCUCGCAGGAACCCGUACCGAUCUCCUCCACGCCAUAUACAAUUGGGUCGAUGGCGAAACCUCACAAAGCAUCUUUUGGCUGAGUGGUUUGGCCGGCACUGGGAAGUCUACAAUAGCCCAAACAGUGGCCGCCACUUACUCCGCAAAGAAAGCCCUAGGAGCCAGCUUCUUCUUCUCGCGGGGCGGCGGAGAUGUUAGACAUGCUGAAAAAUUUGUUACAACCGUUGCAUUCCAGCUUGCGAAUAUCAUACCGGGUCUAAAGCGCAAAAUUUGCGAUGCCAUAUCGGAGCGCAGCGAUAUCGCAACUCAGUCUCUCCGCGAUCAGUGGCAGGACCUCGUUCUUGUUCCCUUGUCGAACCUCGACGACAGGGAUUGUCGGUCGAGAUAUGCCCUUGUCAUUGACGCUCUCGAUGAGUGUGAAGAUCAGAAUGAUAUUCAGAUCAUUCUGCAACUUCUGGCCGAAGUGCGGUCGCUAAAGGUUGUCCAGCUACGGGUGCUUCUGACGAGCAGACCUGAGGUUCCGAUCCGGUACGGCUUUAAUCAAAUACAUAAAGACGAACACCAAGACUUUGUGCUUCAUGGUAUUGAGCCUUCUAUUGUGGAUCGCGACAUUUCUAUUUUCUUGAGGAACAAGCUCGGACUUAUCAGACGGAAAUAUCAGCUUCAGGCUGACUGGUCGGAGGAGAGUGCAAUCACUUUUCUAGUCCGGAGCUCCGAUGGGCUAUUCAUCUGGGCUGCAACAGCCUGUCGAUUCAUCGAACAAGGCGGCCAGCUUGCGCAGGGCCGAUUAUCUCUUCUCUUACAUGAAGCCAGCCGUACGAUUGAACCAGCACACAAGCUUGACGAGAUAUACACCACCGUUCUCACCAACUCUAUCCGAGGAGAAUACGACAAAGAAGAAACUCUACGGUUGCGCGAGCUAUUCCGACAGGUUGUUGGACCGAUCAUCAUUUCUCCAGAGCCUCUAUCCGUGUUAAACCUUGUCAGGCUACUUGGAAAAGAUGUCAAGACUUUGAAUCGGACCUUAUCCAAUUUGCAUUCUGUUCUUGAUGUGCCAGAGGCUGAGUCAAGUACUGUCCGUUUGCUCCAUCCAUCGUUCCGUGACUUCCUCCUUAACCGAAAGAGAUGCUCGAAUUUUCAAUUUUACAUCGAUGACAAAUUGGUCCAUCACACUGAUGACUACCACAACGUUGAAAAUUUCCUUCGAAAACACUUUCUUCAUUGGCUUGAAGCACUUGCACUGUUAGGCCGUGUUUCAGAUGCAGUUGUUAUGGUCCACAUGCUAGAUUCGGGAUUUUUGGAUGAGCAAAAAGGAGAUGUUCAGCAGCUAAAAAGUCUUUAUGACAAGCUCAAAUCGACCUUUCAAUCUAGCGUUACGCCUAAGAUUGAAAGAAGUUCGGAAGAACACAAGAUGGCAGCUGAGUCAAGUUUGCAAGCGUUAAUACAUGAUGCGACACGCUUUGUUCUCAAUUUCCGACCGGUUCUAGAAAUAGCACCGCUACAAAUAUAUUCCGCUGGUCUAAUAUUUAGUCCGAAUACGAGUAUUAUUAGAAGGAAUUUUUCGGAUAAAGUUCCAACUUCUAUCUCGUGUGUGUCCGAGGUGUCAGAAAACUGGAGUUCACACUUGCAGACGCUCAAAGGCCAUUCGGGCCCGGUCUCGGCCGUGUCCUUCUCUCCGGACGGCAAGACACUAGCGUCGGCAUCUUACGAUGAAACGGUCAAGCUGUGGGAGGCCGGCUCCGGGAAGCCGCUGCAGACGCUCAAAGGCCAUUCGGGCCGGGUCUCGGCCGUGGCCUUCUCUCCGGAUGGCAAGACGCUGGCGUCGGCAUCUUACGACGCAAGGGUCAAGCUGUGGGACCCCGGCUCCGGGAAGCCGCUGCAGACACUCAAAGGCCAUUCUAGCCCUGUCUCGGCCGUGUCCUUCUCUCCGGACGGCAAGACGCUGGCGUCGGCAUCUCACGACGCAAGGGUCAAGUUGUGGGAUGCCGGCUCCGGGAAGCCGCUGCAGACGCUCAAAGGCCAUUCGGGCUCGGUCAGGGCCAUGGCCUUCUCUCCGGACGGCAAGACGCUGGCGUCGGUAUCUGACGACGCAAAGGCCGUGACCUUCUUUCCGGACGGCAAGAUGCUGACGUCGGAUCCUGACGACGCAACGGUCAAGCUGUGGGACGUCGGCUCCGGGAAGCUACUACAGACGCUAGUGACUAAUAGCUCAAUGCAUUUCAGUCUCUGGUUUACGGACGACGGUUCAUGUCUCCAGGCUGAUAGGGGAUUGUUCCGUAUAGGUCCUUCUUGCGGCCUAGCUCCUACCCGAUCAUGCUCUCCGCAGUCCAUCUAUGUCGAGGAGCAAUGGGUCCUUUACAAUGGCGAGAGGGUGCUAUGGCUUCCCUCAGAGUACCGGUCAGAUAAAGUUGCUGUUCAUGGUAACAUGGUCGGCUUUGGGUACUCUUCUGGUCGAGUAUUGAUAAUGAAAUUCGCCGUUUGAUUCGUUUUCUUGACCUCCUCCCGACCUCCCCACCCAUCUCCUUCACUCUUCACUACCUUUAUUACCCCUGCCAACUAUUGAAUUAGUAAUACUGAAUGCACUGCUUAGAGAUCUUGAAGAUAAACG
Messenger RNA from Eremomyces bilateralis CBS 781.70, 3130 nucleotides. RefSeq lists its product as uncharacterized. Gene Ontology annotation, biological process: mRNA splicing, via spliceosome. NCBI's taxonomy places the organism in Eukaryota, Fungi, Ascomycota, Dothideomycetes, Eremomycetales, Eremomycetaceae. Gene Ontology annotation, molecular function: U6 snRNA binding; protein binding; U4 snRNA binding. The transcript has 4 exons. The record is from RefSeq and is a predicted model, not a curated record. The coding region runs from base 311 to 3004 and encodes 897 amino acids. Gene Ontology annotation, cellular component: U4/U6 x U5 tri-snRNP complex.